AUUUGAUCGUUUGGAAUCGUGCCAUGCCCGUGGGUCAUACGCUCGAAACGAGCGUUACACUGAAUGUCAACUAUUAUCCACGCGUUGAGGUUGGUCCACAGAACCCGCUGCGCAUUGAGCGCGAUCAUGUGGCAAAGCUGGACUGCCGAGUGGACGCCAAGCCGAAGGUUUCGAAUGUGCGUUGGUCACGCAACGGGCAAUACGUGAGUGCAACCACCAGUCACACGAUCUAUCGCGUUGGGCGCCAUCAUGCAGGCAAGUACACCUGCAGUGCGGACAAUGGACUGGGCAAGACGGGCGAGAAGGAUAUAAUGCUGGAUGUGCUAUAUGCGCCAAUAGUGACCAUCGAAUCGAAAACGCAUGAGGCGGAGGAGGGCGAAACGGUGCUGGUCAAAUGCAAUGUAACUGCCAAUCCGGCGCCUAUGGCUAUUGAGUGGCUCAAGGAGGGCGCUACAGACUUUCGCUAUGCUGGCGAGCAGCUCACCCUGGUCUCGGUGCGUGCUGAACAUGCCGGCAAUUAUAUUUGCCGCUCUGUCAAUUUAAUGCAGCCCUACAAUUCAAAGCGCAUUGAAGGCGUUGGCAACUCUACGGUGGCUUUGCUAGUGCGUCAUCGUCCUGGCCAGGCUUAUAUAACACCCAACAAGCCGGUGGUGCAUGUGGGCAAUGGCGUCACGCUCAGCUGCUCUGCGAAUCCGCCAGGCUGGCCUGUGCCACAAUAUCGCUGGUUUCGCGAUCUCGACGGCGAUCAGGGCAACACCCAAAAGAUUUUAGCGCAGGGUCCGCAAUAUUCCAUACCCAAGGCGCAUCUGGGCAGCGAGGGCAAGUAUCAUUGUCAUGCUGUCAAUGAGCUGGGCAUAGGCAAAAUGGCUACCAUUGCUCUGGAGGUGCAUCAGCCGCCGCAGUUCUUGGCCAAGCUGCAGCAGCACAUGACGCGACGUGUUGGCGAUGUUGACUAUGCAGUCACUUGCAGUGCCAAGGCGAAGCCUGCGCCGCAAAUUCGUUGGAUCAAGGAUGGCACUGAAAUUUUAGCUGCACGCAAAUUCUAUGAGAUACGCACCACGCCCACUGAUGCGGGUGGCGGCGUCGUUACCAUGCAGAGCGUGCUACGCUUUCGCGGCAAGGCGCGUCCCAAUGGCAAUCAGCUGCUGCCAAGCGAUCGUGGUGUCUACAGUUGUCUCUAUGAGAAUGAUGUCAACUCUGCCAACUCUUCCAUGCAUUUGCGCAUCGAGCAUGAGCCCAUUGUUUUACAUCAGUACAACAAAGUCGCCUACGAUCUACGCGAAUCCGCUGAAGUCAUCUGCAAAGUGCAGGCUUAUCCCAAGCCUGAGUUUCAAUGGCAAUUCGGCAACAAUCCUUCACCACUGACCAUGUCCAGCGAUGGCCACUACGAGUUGAAUACGCGCAUGGAAAACAACGACAUCUACAUUUCCAUACUACGCAUUGCUCAUCUGCAGCUUUCAGACUAUGGCGACUACACUUGUCGCGCCGUCAAUCCUCUGGACACCAUACGCACUCAAAUUCGUCUGCAACCCAAAGGCGCACCCGAGAAACCCACAGCACUCAAAAUCCUAGAAGUGGGCCACAACUAUGCCGUGCUCAACUGGCAGCCAGGCUUCAAUGGCGGCAUCUCCACCACCAAAUAUCUUGUAAGCUAUCGUCGCGUCUCCACGCCACGUGAGCAGCUGCUCUCGGACUGUUCGGGUCAGUCCUUCACGCCCAGCUAUCAGCUCAGUGGUCCACAGCACGAGUGGAUUGAGUUCAACUGCUUUCGCGAGAAUCCCUGCAAGCUGGCGCCACUCGAUCAGCACCAGAGCUACAUGUUCAAGGUCUACGCAUUCAAUUCCAAAGGCAACUCGGGCCACUCCAAUGAAGUUCUGGCCACCACCAAGGUCAACAAGAUACCACCGCCGCUGCAUGUUAGCUACGAUCCCAAUUCCCACGUGCUCGGCAUCAAUGUGGCAGCCACUUGCCUCUCUCUAAUUGCUGUAGUGGAGUCUUUAGUCUCCAGAGAUACCACCGCACCCAUGUGGGAAAUUGUUGAGACGCUUACGCUGCUGCCUUCGGGGAAUGAAGUCACCUUCAAGGAGGCCAUCAUCAAUCAAAUGGCGCGCUCUGCUCAUUACACCACAGCCACUUCAUCCACUGGACGUUCGGCGAGUCCAAGCAGCGGUCAACUGGGCGAGGAUCGCACCAUGGCGCUGGCCGAAACAGCAGGUCCUGGUCCGGUGGUGCGUGUUAAGCUUUGCCUGUUGGCCAAUCACGAGCAUUGUGGAGCCUACGCAAAUGCUGAAAUUGGUAAAUCGUAUAUGGGACACAGCUCUGUGCUGAGCACAUCCGCCAUGGUGGCCAUCAUUAUAGCGGCCAUAUCGUUUGUGCUGUUUCUGGCGCUGCUUUACGCCUUCUGCCGCUGUCGACGCACGCACGCUGCCAAGAAGCAGGCGGCAGCAGCGACAGCUAGCACGUUGCCAAAUGCGAGUGGCGGCGCCAAGGAGUACGAUGUGGAUGCCACCACCGUGGUGGCGCCUAGCCCAAGCGAACGGAAUGUGGAGCAAACGCAGUCGACGCUGCCGCCACCACCGCCGCCGUAUUAUCCCACCGGCAGUCUGGACAGCAAACAGUUGGAUGGGGGCAUGGAGCUAACACUGACGGCGCUACACGAUCCCGACGAGCAGCUGAACAUGCAGCAAGGCGAGAUGCAGUAUCAGGCGAAGGCAGGACGCUAUGGACAGCAGCAACAGAAUGGCUAUGGCUAUCAUGUGACAAGUGCGUUGGGCGUCGAUAGUGACAGCUAUCAAGUGCUUCCAUCCUCAGCCGCCGCCGCCGUCGCCGCUGGACAUCAUGGCGAGUGGUCCAGCAACAGCCAGGAGAACAACUACAGCAAUGCGCGUGAUCUGUCACAGGAGGCGCUGUGGCGACUCCAGCUGGCCGCUGCUCAGUCGCAGCAGAUUUAUGUGGAGCAGCGUCCACCCUCGGCCUUCAGUGGACUGGUGGAUUACGCUGGCUAUCCGCAUAUAAACACUGUAACCAGUUCGCUUAGUCAGCAAAGCUUUGGCCAGCUGACACCACUGGCAGCAGCACAGCAGCAGCAGCCGCUGACGCCGCAUGAAAUGUUGCAGGCGGCCCAACGCUAUGGCACGCUGCGCAAGUCGAAGCAGCCACCGCUGCCGCCACAGCGACGAGAGCAACCAAAGCAGCAGCAACAACAACAGCAGCAGCUGGCGGACAUAAUACAGGAUUUAGCAAAUUAAACUAAUGGCCAGUUAAACGCAUGCAAAAAUAUGAAACAAACACGUUUUGGCAUUAACAUAAAAGUAAGUUGAG
Drosophila busckii is the source of this 3321-nucleotide messenger RNA. RefSeq names its product hemicentin-1 (gene fred). The record is from RefSeq and is a predicted model, not a curated record. Gene Ontology annotation, biological process: cell-cell adhesion. Gene Ontology annotation, molecular function: cell adhesion molecule binding. Gene Ontology annotation, cellular component: cell-cell junction. NCBI's taxonomy places the organism in Eukaryota, Metazoa, Arthropoda, Insecta, Diptera, Drosophilidae.